UCAAUUCCUUUUGCUUUCUCUCUCUUUCCGACCAAAUAUAGCAACCGUAAAGCUUUCUUCUUCCAUGGAGUUAGGGACACCUAUAAAUCGUUUUCUCUGAGUUGGGGUCUGUCUUCACCAUUCCAUUGUACCGUUGCUCUCUUGUGUGGACUGGGAUUCAGAUUCUCUAGAAUUUGAUGCUCCAAGGAAGGGUGAUUGUUGGGUUUCUUCCUUUUUGUUGACCUUGACUUGGGUUCUUCUGGGUGGCGUUCAGUGGUUGAGCGUCAAAUUUUCUAAGAUCAUCUGAGGAUUUGCAGAAUGAUUUUUUAAUUGGGUGAAAGCUAAAGAAAGGUAGUUUUCUUGCCUGAACUGAACUGGGUUUUUACGCAAUUUCUUAAACUUUGGUUCUGUUGCGUGUAAUGGAGUCUUGGAGUUAUGUUUCUGGGGAGAAGGGGUUUUUGUCUGAUUCAAGAUUAUCGCCUUCUGAUUCAUUUGCAAGAAGUAAAAGUGCCAUGAUGAACUGGGAAUUGAAAGGUCCAUAUAGUUUUGGCAACAACUUGUUCAUCUCAGGUCAACAAGCUACUGAGAAUCAUUCCUUUGGAGUAUUGAGUUAUGGAGAACCGGUAGGAAAACAACUAACCAAUGAUUCAGUCGGCGAAGUUUUAAGUAGUAGAGUCAGUGGUGGAAGUGCUGUGAAUCCAAUUAUGGGCACCCUGAAUUACCUAUCAGGAGAGGAUGAGUCCUCUUCCAAGCUUUCAAGCUCUGUGGUGGACUCUUACAGGAGGGAUUCUUCACUCAUAGAUUUGAAGCUGGGGAGGUUUGCUGAUCAUAGAGAUGAUCAAAAUUUUAACUUUCCUAAGGGAGGCCCCAUUCUGUCUUCAUCUGAGUCAUCUACACCCCAUAAGAGAGUGCGAGCAACAGGGCUAAAUUCUCACACUGCCUAUUGCCAAGUUUAUGGUUGUAACAAGGAUUUAAGCUCUUUAAAAGACUACUAUAAGAGGCACAAAGUUUGUGAAAUUCACUCAAAGACAGCAAAAGUUAUUGUCAAUGGAAUGGAACAAAGGUUUUGUCAACAGUGUAGCAGGUUUCAUUUGCUGGCUGAAUUUGAUGAUGGUAAGCGAAGCUGCCGUAAACGUCUUGCUGGUCACAAUGAGCGACGAAGAAAACCUCAAGUUGGUUUUCACUCUGGAAGAACAGGAAGGUUGCUUCAGUCAUAUAAUGAUAGCAAAUUUCAUGGGACCAUGUUAACAACUACAUCCUUUAUCUGCCAAGAUUUGUUACCGAAUGGCCUUUUGCAUCCUGACAAAUAUGUAAUGAAUGACUGGUGCAAACGUAUAAAAGCUGAAGAAGGGACUGGUUAUGGACCUCUGCCAGCCAUUCCCAUGGCAAAUGGGCAUUUUCAUUCAAAGUCUCUCUUCCCUCCUAGUGAUUUCGUAAAACCAUUUCCCCCUUUCCAUGAUAAUGUAGGUCUUACAUCAAAUGGAAUCAUUUUAACUGAGAACAGUGGCCGAUAUUCCCAUGAAUUUGGAGACCCAAAUUCUGUAUCUCAGGCUCCAUUCCAAUAUACUGCCCUAGAGAGUGAAGACUUCAAUGUUUUCAAUACAGCAUCAAACAUUCAAGGAUUAUCGGGGAUUUCAGACUCUGGUUGUGCUCUCUCUCUUCUGUCAUCUCAAUCACAGAACUCUUCAAGCCACUCGUCAGGAAUUCCCUUGGCACGUCCCUUGGUUGUGCCAACCAGCCAUACCCAUUACAGUAUGAGUCAAGUCUCUGAAAAGCUCAUUGGAGUAACUUCACAGGCCUCAACAAGUGCAUUAUCAAACAAAAUCUCUUCAUCAGGGAUGAAUUCAACUGAAAAGAGUCACUCAGGUCCCAUACUGAUAUCUAAUGAUAGUGAAGCUGCCAACUUUGAUAUCGCUGUUGGGAUUUACCAAGGGUCAGAAUUUGUGAAUGCCAAAAAUCCCCUAUCAUGUGAAGAGGGGCCAACUAUUGACUUGUUGCAACUAUCAUCACAGCUUCAGCAAGUGCAUCAAAGACAAUCCCUAGAGGGAAGCAGGAAAAUGAUGCUUUCCUCUGCCUUCGGAUCACAUAAGUCCAGUGCAUAUUAGGAAUUGACGUUUGAUAUGCUAAUUAUUAUAAGUUCUGGAGAUAUCAUCGUUGAUCUCUAUUCUUGAGGUAAAGAUAAAUGGGAUCAUUCGGAGCAAGCAAGUUGAAAAGUUCAUAUUCUCAGCUGCCCUUGUCACAUGCUGAUGCUGCUAACAACUUAGGCCUUUUCAGCUUCACUCAGCUGAUACAAUUGGGAAGUCAUUCCUUUUCAAGACACUGAAUAAUUUCUCGUCUCCAAUGUUUACUUGUUAUUUCCUUUGAUAAGACUUUGAUCAACAUUGACAUUUGUGAUUGUAGAUCAUAAUGGAUUACUUUGCAUUUCUGUCAAUUAACAAACCCCAAAUUUUUUC
This is a messenger RNA of Rubroshorea leprosula, 2432 nucleotides long. Lineage: Eukaryota; Viridiplantae; Streptophyta; Magnoliopsida; Malvales; Dipterocarpaceae. The record is from the annotation of a GenBank genome assembly.